Messenger RNA from Phytophthora infestans T30-4, 2037 nucleotides. Its product is annotated as eukaryotic translation initiation factor 2A, putative. The coding region runs from base 8 to 1870 and encodes 620 amino acids. Gene Ontology annotation, cellular component: cytosolic small ribosomal subunit. NCBI's taxonomy places the organism in Eukaryota, Oomycota, Peronosporomycetes, Peronosporales, Peronosporaceae. The record is from RefSeq and is a predicted model, not a curated record. The transcript is spliced from 4 exons. Gene Ontology annotation, molecular function: translation initiation factor activity; tRNA binding; protein binding. Gene Ontology annotation, biological process: translational initiation.
ACCUAUCAUGGCGACAGCUAAAGACGACACGAAUAACGUGCCGCCCACCAAGUUCUUCUUGCGCGGUAGGGGUGGCAUCGAAGCCAUCUGGGGCCCUCCGUCCUCUAGCAAGGACGAGGUCAAGGUCGAGCGCGAUGAGGAUUUUGACGCUCCAGGCAGCGCCGAUCUCAUGGAAUUCACAGAAAACGGCAAGCUCGUGGUCCUGGUACGCACCUCUUCGGGUUUCACGGUGCGUGACGCAGAUACAGGCGUUGUCGUGACGGAGGUGGCCAAUGCAGGCAUCCACGCUGUGUCCUGGUCGCCUCUGGGCUCGCACUUGCUCACGUGGCAGCGGCCUCAGAAGGAAUCAGAUCUCGGUAAUCUCAUCGUGUGGGAUGCCGCCACUGGCAAAGAAGUCGCUCGCUUCAACCACAAAGCCUACACUCGUGACAAAUGGCCGCCGCUCCAGUGGUCAUCGGAUGAGACCAUCUGCGCGCGUCAGAGUGCGAACGGCGUGGUGCUGUACCACGGUCGCGACAUUGGCGCAGGCUCGAUUGGCCAGAUCAACCUUCCGAAUGUGGCGAACUUCAGUGUGGCUCCUGGCAGUGCUCCUUACAAGGUGGCGCUGUUUGUUCCGGAGAAGAAAGGCAAGCCUGCGAGUGUCAAGAUCUACCAGUUCCCAAACAGUCUGGACGCUCCAACAGCGACCAAGAGUUUCUACAAGGCGCAGGAUGUGACGUUUAAAUGGUCUCCUACUGGCAGUGCGCUGAUCAUCGAGACGCGUACGGAUAUCGAUACAUCUGGCAAGUCAUACUACGGAGAGACUGGUCUCUUCUUCCUGCAGAGCGACGGCGAAUAUGACUGCAUCGUGCCGCUUACAAAGGCGGGAACUGUACACGACGUGGCCUGGGACCCCACUGGUCGCGGCUUCGUGGUGAUUGCUGGUGCAAUGCCAGCCAAUGCCACUCUGUACGACAACAAAGCGCUGCCCAUCUUUGAGUUCGGGGCGGCGCCUCGUAACCACGUCAGCUGGAGCCCACACGGCCGCUUCCUGUGUCUUGCUGGAUUCGGCAAUCUCCGCGGUGAUAUGGACUUCUGGGAGCGUAACAAGUUGAAGAAAAUGGGCUCAGCCACGUCCAACUCGGCUACGACGUUCUCCUGGUCUCCUGACAGUCGCUACUUCGCUACGGCCACGACGUUCCCGCGUCUGCGCGUGGACAACGGCUUCAAGAUCUUCCGUUACGAUGGCACUGGUCCUAUCCACCAGGAAGAUCGUGGCGAGCUCUACGACCUCAAGUUCCGCCCGGCAGCGCAGGAUACGUACCCGAACCGUCCUCAGUCUCCACGUCGGAAGGGUGACGCUGCAGGUUUCGGCUCUUCGGAGGCCCCGAAGGCUGCGCCGAAGCCUCAAGCCUAUCGUCCGCCGAAUUCGACGGGAGCGCUGGCUGCUAUGAUGCGCAAGGAAGAGGGUGGUUCGCGGAAGCUUGACCGCAACAAGUACGCCGCUCCUCGCUUCGUUGCUUCGUCCGUUCCCGGUGCUGCGCCUCGUCCGAUCCCUGGAAUGGGCGCGGCAGCUGCGCCCAAGAAAUUGAGCAAGAGCGCACGCAAGAAGAAGGCGCAGGAGGCUGCGGAGGCUAGAGCUGCUGUGGACGAGGCUCUGGCUAAGGUUUCUGGCACUGCGUCUACGAAGGAGGAACCGGACAAACCCAGUGCGGUGGAGAUGGCGCCUGAAGAGAAAGCCAAGAAGGUUAAGGGAUUGCUGAAGAAACUCAAGCAGAUUGACGCGAUCAAGGCCAAAAAGGAGGCAGGCGACUCGCUCAACGACGACCAACUGCAGAAGCUCAGCACGGAACAAGCUUUGCGUGACGAAGUGGCCGAACUUUCUGCGUAAAGUUGAGAAUGAUGCACAAGUCGAGCUUAGAGAACGAGGUUGCCACUGUGGGGGAAAUCAAUAGAGAGUAUCGUCCACACUCGCACCCGUCUUCACUAAUGUUGUGUUUCGUAUUAGCUGGAGAGGGAAGCGUACUCUGCCCACGGAGCUGACGGCGUGGGAGGUGG